Molecule: messenger RNA, 1044 nt
Organism: Histoplasma mississippiense
Lineage: Eukaryota; Fungi; Ascomycota; Eurotiomycetes; Onygenales; Ajellomycetaceae
Exons: 3
Coding region: 1-1044 (347 amino acids)
Biological process (GO): rRNA processing
Cellular component (GO): preribosome, large subunit precursor; nucleus; preribosome, small subunit precursor
Source: RefSeq, a predicted model, not a curated record
AUGGAGGACGUUGCGCAAACUCCGUUUAUUCGGGAGUUAGCCUCCAGCGAUAGACGAACCCGCGACAAGGCCCUUGAAUCGCUAACCCGCUUCAUCCAAAGCCGGAGAGACUUACAACUUGUCGAGCUAUUAAAGAUAUGGAAAGGGCUAUUCUUCUGCUUCUACCACUCCGACCGUCCUCUAACCCAACAAUCCCUCGCGCGCUCGCUUUCCUUUACACUCGUCCCCUCUCUCCCUGCUCAAAUCCUCCAACCAUUCCUGCGAGCAUUCUGGAUAACCAUGUCGCGCGAUUUCCACUCCCUAGAUCGGCUACGGCUGGAUAAAUAUCUCUAUCUAAUCCGGUGUUAUGUGGGUGUUGCGUUUGAGGUGUUUUUGGCGAAGGGUUUGUCAGGGGUGCGGGCGGGAGUGAAGAAGGAGCAGGGGAAAGGGGAAAGGAAGGGGAAUAAAGAGGGUUCUGGAAAGCGGAAAGGAAGUCUAGGGAAGCGGAAGAGGGGUGAAGAAGCAGAUGAAAAUGGCGUGGGGACUGCUGAGUCUGGAGACUUGGGGAUCUGGAAGGAGCUAGGAAUAUACCUUGACAUGCUGGAAGAGGGCCCGCUGUGUCCGAUUAAUUUCGACCCGGAAAAUGACAAUGGCAAUGAAAAUCCUUCUGUACGGAUGCACAAGGGGCCUGAUGGGCUGCGGUAUCAUUUGUUGGAUAUUUGGUUGGAUGAGAUUGAGAAGGUUGCUGCUGUUGAGGUUGAGGCUGAUGGGGAUGGGAAUGAGACUGGGGAAGAUGGUAGUGAGGGCAAUGAGGCGGGAAGCCCUACAGUUGCCGGGAAGACACAAGAGAAGAAGGGGCAGCUGAAAACGGGAGUGCCGAUGGAAUUACUUCUUCGUCCGAUAGUUAGGCUACAGGAGAAGAGCAUUUCGAAGCUGGUUAGGAAGCGGGCUGGGGUGGUAUUGGAUGAUGAGCGGUUGGUGGAGUGGGGAGUUAGGGAGAGGAAGAAAACUGACUAUGAGGAGGAGAAUGAGGAGGAAGAAGGGUGGGGGGGUAUUGAAGGGUGA